Messenger RNA from Centropristis striata (black sea bass), 996 nucleotides. Its product is annotated as interferon-induced protein 44-like. The record is from RefSeq and is a predicted model, not a curated record. NCBI's taxonomy places the organism in Eukaryota, Metazoa, Chordata, Actinopteri, Perciformes, Serranidae. The transcript has 7 exons. Bases 1 to 969 code for a protein of 322 amino acids.
AUGUCGAAUCGGGCCCGACGAGGCCCGACAGCUUCCCCGACGCAGAUGAACACACCAAACAGACGCGUACCCGACGUCGUCCGAGCACUCCUGACUGUCCCCGAUGCCCGACCGCCGGGCCGGUGUGUUCCUGGCUUUCGCGCCCUUGCACUUUUCAGUCAGCCAUGGAGGGCUCUACCAGAGGGCAAGCAGGAAGACCUCACUUUUGUGAAAAACUACCAACCUCCAAACCAAAGAGCCAACCAUCUCAGGAUUCUGCUAUAUGGACCAGCUGGUGCCGGCAAGUCCAGUUUCAUCAACUCUGUGGACAGUAUCUUACAAGGCAGAAAUACCGGUCGAGCUCCAACAGAUGCAACAUCUAAGAACAGCUUCACCCAAAAUUACAAAACCUACAAAAUUCAUAAAGGUCCAGACGACUUUUAUUCUUUCGUUUUCAAUGACACCAUGGGCUUUGAGAACAAUGCCAAUACUGGUGUUCUUGUUGGAGACAUCAAACUGGCCCUGGAAGGACAUGUGGAAGACGGUUACAAGUUCUCUCCCAGCCAGGAACUGAUGGAGGGUGAUAAAGGUUACAGGUCAGCUCCCACUCUGGACCACAAAGUUCACGUUCUGGUUUGUGUGCUUCCUGCGGACAAAGUAUCUUUAAUCAAAGAAGACAAAUUCGUGGAGAAGAUGAGAGAAGUCAGACUCGCAGCCUGUCACAUGGGAAUUCCCCAACUGGCUAUUCUCACCAAUGUGGAUGAAGCCUGUCCUAAAACCAACAGAAAUAUAAGGCAUGCCUAUAAGAGCCAGUACCUGAAGCAACAGGUCGAUACACUCAGCUUGUUGCUGGGUCUUCCACAGAGCUCCAUCUUCCUCGUGAAGAACUAUGGUCCAGCUGGAAACAUGAAUGAUGACAAUGAUGUGCUGAUACUGAGUGCACUGAGACAGAUAAUCACAUCUGGAGAAGACUUCCUCAAUGACCUGUAGAUCUGUAUUCUGCUGAAGAAGAUUUUG